UUCAAUUUGAAUUGAAUUUUACUGCUGUGAAACGGUCGUCCAGACAGGCGUCCCGCCUAAAUUUGAGCUCAGAGAACUGUGAUGAGGUCUGUAAGUCUGAGCGUGGAAUGAGCUCAGCGGAUGUUAAAGCCUGAGAGGAGCCUCCAUCAGCUGCUCCUCCACUGAGACGAGCUCUUGAGCUUCUCAAAGGCAUCAAAAGUGAACUCCAUAUUUAAAGGGUAGGGGGGAUUUGGGAAUGGACUGUCCCACAGAGCUCUGCAUGUAGGAAUGGCCUCUUCAGGAUUUAGAUGUUGCUUCUGUUGGAAUGCUGAGUCUAGGAUUUCCCUUCCAGCUGAGUGACCUGCUGGUUCCAAAGGGCUCCAGCCUUCCUGUGCACACCUGUUGACACUCGGCUCAGGUUUACCUGCUGCUGUGGAGGUGCAGGAGCUGUCAGUGCUGUAUUUAUAGCACUGCUUCUUAGUGUCUUUCCUCGCCGUCAGUGGAUUAAGCUCAGCUGAUGUAAGCCCUCAUCCCUGGAGUUCACUGGACCUGCAGAGGAACGACAAUGCUGUUAGACUUUCUGCUGCUGCAGGUUAAGAGGCAAAGGCCAGUUUGGGAUUCCUGGCUGGAUCUGUUGAUCUGAAUAAACCGAGACGGGAGCACAGGAAGGAAGGACAAAGCUCCAUGGCAUGAGGCUGCUGAAAGGCGCUGAGGCCGGAUGUGUGAGGAGCAUCAUGGGAGCAGUGCUAAGCUCAGUCGCUGCCCACAUUUGGGCUUUUCUGGUGUUCUACGCCGACGUCUUAAAGCUCUGGAGCCUGCAGGAAAGUCUUGAAGAAGGCCCUCACCUCUCUGACCAGUUAGGCUCAGAAAAGACAGAUUUUGAAGCUAACUGUCUGGACUGUAAUGAGAGACACCUGGACAGGUACAGUGAGCCCUGCUCGGGGGGCAGGGACCCCUUCUCAGAUCUUGUGGUUGCCUUAGGACUGGAAGGUACCUGCACUGACUGGACUCCAGCUCGGGGUUCAGUACCAGCUGAGGACGGCCCAGACAGUGCAACGGAUGCUGGACAGAUGAAUGACAAGGAUAGGAAGAGUCCAGAAAACCAGGUGGAGCUUGAGAUGUUUUUCAAUCCAAGGAGCAGCGGUUUGUCCCCAGCAGAGAGCAGGCCACAGAAGCAGAAGACGGGCUGGCGUUGUGAGCAGUCACACGUAUGCUCUGCUUUUCCAGAAACCUCUUUCAAAAACAUGGAGACAGGUGGACACAGGACAGACAACAGGGCUGCAGACCCUGGAGAAGUGAGGCAGUGGGUGCAGCCUGCAGACGGCUGCUCCCCUGUACCUGAACCGGCCGUCCGCACCGUGGCGGCAACGCAACAACAAGACACAAACACAGACAGCAGACGUCACAGAGGAAAUGUUCCAGCAGAGGGACACACAGGUUUAGUCACUGAACGCAGAGAAACUCCAGCUGUGGGAGGACAACAGCGCCCCUGUGAGACGGACCUAACAAGGACAGACGAUGCUUUACAGUCACAGCAAAAACCAACGACCUGCUUCACACUGGAUCUGUGGAUGUGUGGCAAUGAAAGCAGGUCAGCACUCCGUGUUGGUGCUGAAUCUAUGCAGAACAGCCCUAUUGAUCGCUCAGGCAUGAACUCCAUGGCCCGUCUGCAUCAGCAUAAUGAUGUGCUACAAGCUGCCCCCAAACUCUGCUGUGGCCCAGUUUCUUCUGUGUCACUGUCAGAAUCUAACCGAAAGGUAGAGGACUUCAGGAAAGAGGGCGAGUUCUCAAAAAGAACCCGGAGCGGAGCUGCUGAAGAUGCACUGAGACGGACAGAACCGUGGGAGGUGGGCCUGUUUUCUGUUGAACCCUUGACAUUCUGCAGAAGUGCAGACUUGGUGUCUGAGAGAAGAGAAGAUCCUCAUAGCCGUGCAUGUCCAAGUGCAGAAAAGGUAGAAGGGUUAGGUUCACAGGUGAGAGCUGAAGACCACGUCAGUCCAGACUGCUGGGUUUCAGAGGGAGUGGAGGGCAGCAGGCUCUGCAGGAAUGGGGACAUGACGAAGGAGAAGUGCCUUCAACCAGGUAGCUCUUUACAACCAGGGCAUCUUAUAGUUAAGCACACAGAGAACACACAAAGAGAAGCCAUAGAUGGAAGCUGUGUGUGUCCCGUGGCCCUGCAGGAAGCUCUGUGUUCAGUCAGAAGCUGCCCAGCCACGGAGGAUUCUCUCACAGAGCAGAAGGUGAGCCCCGUCUGCAGCACCAGCAAGCAAAAGCCCUUCAUUCCCACACAGUUUAAAGGAAAAGUUAUUAAUGGCAGUUGUAAAAAUAAUGCCAAUCAUGCAAUUUCCUCUACUAUAACAAGCAACUUUCACCGGUUAACAGGACAUGGCAAUCUAGAGGAAAUCAGACGGACAGAAGACCAAGACUCCAAAUUCUCUGUGUUUGGCCAAACAAACUCUCUGAGAAGAAUGGAGGGCUUGAAAGCUGCCAAAGGUGAGGAGGUAGCUCCGCCUUCUUUAGGUGUUUGGACUGAGCUCUGGCUUUUUGAGCGGGGCCCACAGAAGAGCUACCUGGACUGUGAAGCCUUUGCCAAAAACGUUGGACUUCUGUGGAGGCCCAGUGAGACACAGAGCCCUCCUACAGUCCAUGCACGAGCAAACCCAGGGAGAAGCUGUGAGGAGGAAGGAGGAGCAAGGACAGAAAAGCUCUUCCUGAAAUAUGUGCAGGUUGCUUAUGGACAGAAAAAGGACGAGCACAGUUUGGACCUGUUUGAGUCUCCAUCACUGGAUACGAAGGAUGAGCAGCCGUCUUUCAGCACUGACUCCUGGAUAACCAAACAGCUUUGGAAGAUGAACAAACAAGCAGCAAAUGUGCAGAAGCUGAAAACGGCCUUUUUCAUUCCAGAGCAGGACUGUGCGGAUUUAGGAGCAUCUCUCCUCUUAGACAGAAUCACCAUCCUAGCAUCAUUAUCAUCCCCCAGAAGCCUUUGCAGGGAUCCCAUCCCAGAGUGGGACGUUACCCAAUGGAUGGGAGAUGAAACUCCUAAAGGAUGUAGAGCUAAUGCUCAGAGGAGGACGAGUCCUGCAGCACAGUGUCUGUCCGGCCUUCCUCUAGUGUUAGAUGAGCCCUUGGUUCCAACAUCCAGCCACAUAAAGUCUGACUUAUCUUUGAGCCCCUGCUCAUCAGUUACUCCAUCACAGUCCAGAACCCCCACACUGGCCGAGGAAAGGCUGCGUGGACGUCCCUUUGGCCUCUUAGGUCCAAAUCCUAACUGUUGUCAACCAGCAGCUCACUGUCCUCUCUCAACCAGAGCCAGUCCUCUUUCUUCUGCUCAUCAUGGUGCCUUGCUUCAUGGAGAAGAACCGACACACUCAUCCAAGAAGACUAAAGAAAUGAAGCCAAACCCUCGGCCUCUGCAACCCAGGUUCGGCCUUCUGGAUGCAGCUCAGAGGAAGACGCACAAUCACUCGUGCACCAGCCUCCACGGCUCUGGUUUCAUCAGAGAACGAGAGGCUGGUACUGAAGACACAGUGCAGCCGCUGGAUUCCUUUGGGGGGGCGGGCCUCAGGCCGCACUGCUUCUCUCGGAGCAUUCCAGUAGGUCUGAACGGCCUGGGCUGGACACGGCAAACCUCCUGCUCCUGUAAGUGCUCACUCGGGUUGGUUCUCAGCGUUGCACGUGCUGCAGACCGACGCUGAGUCCAGUUAAAGCGAGAAUGUAAAAAAUUAUUGGAAGGGUAAAUAUCAUUUAACGGGAAUGCUCCAAAAAUAGCACUGCUCAUAUAGCAAAUCAAUACAUUGUGGCGAUUUGGGGGUUAGCGACCCGCCUUCAGCUUUUAAGACUCAUGGGAAGUGGGGAAUCUUAGUUGUGUUAAAUCGCUCACCAUAAGUGAGGGAGCUGUGAGCAGAAGUGAGGUCAUUUUUCCAUAUACAUUUAUUUUCACGGAUGUUUAGUUUGUGAUAGUAACGUACAAAUAAAGACAGCAAGUGAUGCAGGCUGGAAAACAGCUGCACUUUUUCAGACCAUGAAUAAACAA
Molecule: messenger RNA, 4015 nt
Organism: Oryzias latipes (Japanese medaka)
Lineage: Eukaryota; Metazoa; Chordata; Actinopteri; Beloniformes; Adrianichthyidae
Source: RefSeq, a predicted model, not a curated record